UUUUCCUUUUUCCUUUUUCCUUUUUCCUUGCGAAAAUGCCAAACCGCCCUUCAACUCUAGUAUUAGGCUUCACUAUACCCACCAUCCCGCUUACCGCGGCGAGGGCCCUCCCUUCUCGAAGGAAUGGCAGUCUACAUUUACAGCGAUACAGUUUCUUUCCGGGAAUUCGGCCGGAUGAGACCACAAGAACUCCCCGAGUCUCUAUAGUGUUACCACAUCUAUUUGCGUCUCGCCGGUAUGGCCAUUAAGGGGUCUCAUGUAAAGUCGAUGCGAUUAGUUUCUCGGUUUGUAACUCAAGUCUAAAUGCC
This is a messenger RNA of Daldinia loculata, 308 nucleotides long. RefSeq lists its product as uncharacterized. The record is from RefSeq and is a predicted model, not a curated record. The transcript has a single exon. Lineage: Eukaryota; Fungi; Ascomycota; Sordariomycetes; Xylariales; Hypoxylaceae. Bases 36 to 248 code for a protein of 70 amino acids.